This is a messenger RNA of Brugia pahangi, 885 nucleotides long. NCBI's taxonomy places the organism in Eukaryota, Metazoa, Nematoda, Chromadorea, Rhabditida, Onchocercidae. The record is from the annotation of a GenBank genome assembly.
AUGUAUGCGCAGCCGAAGGAUGUCGUUUUGUUGAUAGUUGGAGUGGUACCACUGGCGAUCAUCGUUCUCGUGCAGUGUGCGAGUGGGAGACGGACAAAAAAGAUGAAUUUGUCAAAUACCAAAUCAAAAGUGACACAAAGUUCCGCAUCCUCAAACAAGUCUGUGAAGGAAAGCAACAAACGGCAAAAAAACAAACUAAGGAGAAGUGUGCAAGAAUCAUCGCGACUAUCAUCUCAGAAAAAAAGAGCAAUAGAAAAAAGACCAGUUAGCAUACGAAACCAAAAUGAUGCAAUCCUUCGGUCGAAGGGUUCAGAUCGAUGGAAUGGACUAUGGGAGAAAGAAAUGAGUGGUGAUACGUCUGCUAAUAUACCUGGAAAGUCGUCAGCUGUGAUACCUAUGGUAACUACCGGGACACUAAAAAAUGUAAAAGUUGCUAAGGUUGAGGAUACAAAAUCGAUCUCUAAUGAAGAAAUGAAGGAAGCCACCUUCAAAGAACAAGAGCAAAACACUCAGGAAAAUAUCGGCUUAAUUGAUGAAAAAGAGGAACAAGAGCUGAUACUUGAACCGAGAAAUCUCCGAUGGAGUGGUGAGGGAGGCUAUCAAACAGUACAACUGCGAAAUAUAACAAAGGACCGUUUGGCUGUCAAAGCCAAAUGUUCGGACAACCAGCUGUACCGGGUAAAUCCCGUAUUCGGCUUCAUUGAUCCGGGAGAACAAUUAAAGGUGGAUAUUAUGCGGCGGAAAGCUGUACCAAAAGUGGACAAGAUGAUUUUCGUUAGUGUUCGGGCCAAUAAGGAUGACAUUUUUCCCAAGCCAUUAUUCAAACGUUCAAAGGACAGCCAAAAGAUGGCCAUGUUACCCUUACUUAUCGCUCGAGCGAUCUGA